AUGGAAAUUUUAUUGAUAUUUUCAUGGCUCCUUGUUUAUUAUUUGAAUUCAACUUUAAUACCUUGUGAAGAUUAUAAAAUGGAACCUGUAAUAAGCUGUUAACUCUUUUUAAAUUGUUUAAUCUUAGAAGGAAAUGAGGAUAACUUUUUAGAAUUAAGGCAUAUUGACAAUCAAAUAAUUUAAAAGUCAUUUACAAUUCCUUUUGAAAAAGAACCUAUUUUAAUAAGAAUAAUUAAUUCUAUAGAUAAAAAAAAAAUAUAAGAAAAGAUGAUAUGCUCAUUGAUUCUAAAUUUGGAAUAUUAUAUAUUAUGUAAGAGUUUUGAAUUAGUUUUUUAUGAUUAAUAAAAUAAUUAUAAUGAGAAGCUUAGAUUGGAAACGAAAAUUUAAUAUAAUGAAUUUUGCAAUGAAAUGUAUGAGAAUGAAGAUGAAAGUUUAAGUUUAUUUUGCUUAAGUUAAUUUAAUUUAAAAAAAUAUACCCUACAACUUUAAGGAAAUGUGAGCUUAAGUUUAGAGUAUAAUGUUUCAGCUCAAAUUAAAAAUGGUUGCAAAAAAAAGUAGUUGAAACUAAAUGAGGAUAAACAUAUUAUUGUAUUUUACCAAUGUUCAAAUUGGACAAUCUACUUAAUAAACAAUACACAAAUUAUAACUCUAUCUAAUUAUUCAAUGAUAUAAUUAGAAUUCCAACAAUAAAACUUUUCAUACAUCGACGAUAUUACUUUUUCUUAAUAUAAUGAAAAUUUAUAUUAUAUCUAUUUGACACAAGAAGCUUCUUAUCUUUAAAUAUAUUUUAAUUAGAUAUCUCUGAUAAUUUUUACUAGUUAUUUUAAAGAUGAGCCCUCUAAAGUUAUACAAAAAAUACUAGUCUAAAAGGAAACUAGUCAUAUCAUUUUAGUCAUCUACUAAGAAAAUAGUAUGUAAGAUUUAAACAAUACAACAAAGCAUUCAAAAAUUACUAUAAAUUAAAAAUAUUCUAACGAUCAUAUUCACUUUCAUUCUAAUCUUAUUUUAUUAUAGAACUAAUGUGAAUUAAGUGUCCUUAUCACUGCUCAUUUGAAUUAAACUUAUUAAAUUUUAAACACUUCACUACAUUUUUUUGAAUAUGAUAACAUAUUUUGUCAAUAUGAUAUAAUAAACAAGGCUAUACAAUUUUAUAGAUAUUACCCCUUAAGUCCUUUAAUAUAACCUAAAUAGAAGUAUUUACACUCCAUUUAUUUAAAAGAAUUAUUUGAAAAUAAUCCUUUAAGAAAAUGCUAAAGAAUAUUAUAUAAUAAUGAUACAUAAGAGUAAAAUAAAAAAAUUUCACAAACGAUAAUUAUUACAAAUAAUUGCUAGAAUAAAUUAUAAAGUAUCUUAAGUUCAGAUCAAAUAUAAUCCUUUCAAAAUAGUUCUAUUAAGAUUUAUAAUAAUGAGAGUAAUAUUAUUAGCGCUAGUAUCAAGAAUCAUCAAAAAUUCAUAGAUUCAUGUUUAUCAAAAAUAUCAUAAUUUCUCUUUUUAGGCAAAAUUGAGUUGACAUAAAUAAAAGUUUAAGAAUAUAUAAGUUUCCAAAAUGAAACAUUUUUUUAUAUAUGA
Paramecium sonneborni is the source of this 1569-nucleotide messenger RNA. The record is from the annotation of a GenBank genome assembly. Lineage: Eukaryota; Ciliophora; Oligohymenophorea; Peniculida; Parameciidae.